This is a messenger RNA of Salpingoeca rosetta, 1801 nucleotides long. Its product is annotated as rhesus-associated glycoprotein. Lineage: Eukaryota; Choanoflagellata; Craspedida; Salpingoecidae. Gene Ontology annotation, molecular function: ammonium channel activity. The coding region runs from base 136 to 1599 and encodes 487 amino acids. Gene Ontology annotation, cellular component: plasma membrane. The transcript has 5 exons. Gene Ontology annotation, biological process: ammonium transmembrane transport; ammonium homeostasis. The record is from RefSeq and is a predicted model, not a curated record.
GGUCUUCCUGCGUCCUGCCCCACCCCCCGUCCUCGACCAAACAAAACAACAUCUCUUAGCCACUCUUCUUGCCUGUUGCCACAGCAGUGCUUGUUUGCGUUUGUUGUGUGUUGGGAGUGUGUGGACCCCUUCUUGAUGUCUCUCUUUUCGGACCGGCAGCCCUUUGCAAACAACGCCGCCGCGUCCCUGUCGAGCUUCUCAUCGGGGCAGACCCCAUCUGCGUACAGCCACCACGACGGCGAAAACGAUCACGACAUGUCGCGCGUCGAACCAAUGAUGAUGAUGGAGGGUGAGCCUGUCUCAUCCUCCAAGGGGCGCGGCCAGCGCGGCGGGUUCACGGAUCGCUUCAGCCUCGGCCUUUUCCUUGCCGAGGCCGCAAUCAUCGUUCUCUACGGUGUCUUUGUGGAGUAUGGCGACACCGCGGAUCCCCGCCAGCCAGACAGCACCGCCGUCACAGACUACUACGGCAUGUUCCGGGAUGUGCACGUGAUGGUGUUUAUUGGUUUCGGCUUCCUCAUGUCGUUCCUCAACCAGUACACGCUCAGCUCUGUCGGCCUGACCUUCCUCGUCGGCGCGUUUGCGCUGCAAGUGUCCAUGCUCGUGGUUCCCUUCUGGCACCGCGUGUUUGCGGGUGGGUGGGUGAAGAUCCCACUGACGCUUGAGACGCUGGUGACGGGCGACUUUGGCGCGGCAACGGUGCUCAUCAGCAUGGGUGCUGUGCUUGGCCGCACCUCUCCGCUGCAGCUGCUGGUCAUGGUGGUGAUUGAGCUGUUUGCGUACGGCUUCAACGAGGCGCUGCUCGUGAACGAGAUCAAGGUUGCAGACGUCGGUGGCUCGAUGAUCAUCCACGCGUUUGGCGCGUACUUUGGCGUGGCCUGCGCGUGGGUGCUUGGCCCACGCAACGCCGACCAGACCAACAACGCCUCUUCCCGCUACUCGGACACCUUUGCCAUGAUCGGCACUGUGUUCCUGUGGAUGUACUGGCCAAGCUUCAACGGCGUGCUCGCUGGUGACACGGGCAACAGCCGCCACCGCACCAUUCUCAACACGCUCCUCUCCCUCUCCGCCAGCUGCAUCGUCACGUUUGUCGUGUCCCGCAUGUUGCGCGGCGGCAAGUUCAGCAUGGUUGAUAUUCAGAACGCCACGUUGGCUGGCGGUGUUGCCAUUGGCGCAUCUGCGAACCUGUUCACCACCCCCUGGGGCGCCAUGACCGUGGGCAGCAUCGCAGGCAUCAUCAGCACCGUCGGCUUUGCGCGCCUGCAGGACCUGCUGCAGAGGAAGUUUGGCCUGUACGACACGUGCGGUGUGCACAACUUGCAUGGCAUGCCCGGCAUCCUUGGCGGUCUCGCCGGCGCCCUCUUUGCCGGCAUCUCAACUGUCGACGACUAUUCCGCGACGACGCUGACCCAUGUGAUUCCCUCACGCGCGGACCGCACGGCGGGCCAGCAGGCCGGAUACCAGCUCCUCGGCCUCGCCGUCUCCAUCGGCAUGUCGCUUGUGUCUGGAGCGCUGACCGGGGUUGUGUUGCGCAUGCCUGGCCUGCAGCAGCCAUCCUCCCUCUACGACGACGAAGAGGACUGGGCAAAGGAAGAGGAGUAAAUCACGCCCCGCACGUGCUCGCACACGCAUACGCACACGCACACGCACGCGCGACAACCAAGCUUCUUCAUUGCUGAUGACCUUGGAGCUCACGCACAAAUACACACACCCCCCUGUCUCUCCACGCGUGUUUUUGCGUUGUUUGCACUGUUUGUCCUGCGUUUCCUGUAUGCCUGGGUGUUGUUGUUUUGCUAUUCCCUCG